Messenger RNA from Solanum pennellii, 2179 nucleotides. RefSeq lists its product as uncharacterized. Lineage: Eukaryota; Viridiplantae; Streptophyta; Magnoliopsida; Solanales; Solanaceae. Bases 1 to 1869 code for a protein of 622 amino acids. The record is from RefSeq and is a predicted model, not a curated record. The transcript has 2 exons.
AUGGAUGACCUUUUAAAGCAUUUUUGUUUUCAUGCCAUUAGAUAUUCCGGUGCGCUAACUUCAAAUGAGUCAGACAAUGCUAGAACUAGACUUGGUGCUCAUUAUGCUGUUUUUUCAAGGAACAAUCAUGUGGAUAGAGCACAUAGCAUGGAUAAUUCUCAUGAGCCUUCCCUUUCUAGGAAGAAUAGAAGUGAUCCCUUUUGGAAUGUUGGAACUGCAAGUGAUAAUUGGCCGAAGACCUUGGAUGACAAAAAGAGCCAUUUGGACCCUGAUUUUAGCUUUGCGAACUCACCCUACAAGAAAAAAGGAAUGCGUAAAGAUGUAGGUAGACAAAUGGCUGAAGUUGGUAGUUAUCCAAUGAAUGAUUUUGAAGUUGGUACAGAGAACUUCAAGAGGCCUCUCUCCGGGGCUGAUUGCACUGUGUACUCUCCAAUGAAGAAAAGAACCCCAGGGUACUCCACCAAAUUUCUUGCUGGAACAGAAUUUCCUCAGUCAACAGAGGGACAAAAUCUUGGUCAGUCUUGCUCUAAAUUCCAUGAUGCAACAAUUACAAGAGUCAUGCCAUAUAAGGAUGAGCUACCAAAUUCUUGUUAUGGACAUACCGAGACAUACGAAGUUGAACAGGGUUCAAUCUUUGUGCGAGGGCCACCUUCUUCCAAUGUGUAUAGAGAGAAUAACUUUGCAUCAUCUAAAGGUAUAUCUUCUCCAUAUUCCCAUCCUGAGUUUACAAAGAGGGGCCUGGAAUCAGCUUCUGAAGGUGGAAAAAUGGUUCUGCUUUCGCAAGAUGGGUUCAGCAAUCCUCUUAUAAAUGUUGGAAUUUCUGAGUCGGUGGAACCAAAUAGGUCUGGUUCUUUUGGUUAUAGAACUGCUUUCAUUUCAAGGGCAUCUAUUGUUCCACAGUUAACUAGGGAUGAUAUUAAUGAGGGUGAAACUUGGAGAUUUUCAUCUCAAGCUGCCCUUGGUUCAAUUGCUAGAAAUUCCUUUUCUGGUAAUUAUCAAUGUGCGGAUGAGCAGAUAGCUGAUGGGCAUGUUAUAUGGCAAGGGAGUGAUGCAACUCAUGUUGGAAGAAGAUCUCGCUCUCCUAACACUAGUUGGUUGCUCCAAGGAAAUGUUUUGACAAAUCUUGACUAUGCCAACAGACCUGGAGCUGAUGUCGUUAAUGAUGAAUACGAGAACAACAGAUUGACGAAAAUUGUUCAUUCUGAUUCCAGAAAUUCCAGAAGAAGUGUUUUUAGUCGCUUAUCUUUGGCUCCUAAAGUACAUAAGCCAAGAGAACAAGAAUUUGAUUAUAGUAUGAGCUUCGAUGAACAUUAUAUGGAUACAACAGUUGAUGAAAUCAUGGACUUGUUAUACGAGGGUCAGAAAAUUGUACCACAAAAGCCAUUGAACCGUAAACCAUUUAUCAGAAAAGUUGGUUCUGGUGAAACUUAUAUGUCAGGAAAACAUGCUUCAGUUGUCAAGAAUGAUGCAGAGCAGACUGCUGAUUCAAUGAUGAGAGUUCUCAAAGAAAGUGCAAAUGAAGUUCUUGAAGAAACCAUGAACCAUAUUCUGGCAGAGACCAGAAUGGUGGAUUUCAAGCGCAGGAGGGAGAAGAAUCGAACUUCAGAACAGAGUACUGUUAAAUUAAACAAAGAAGAAGAGAGAAAUGCUAAUGAAUACAGAGUCCUUCAGAAUGCACAAGGAAACAGUUCUCAAACUGCAGUGGCUAAGGAUUCAGCUGAUAAGCCAUUCAAGCGUAGGAAGCUUGUGCGUUCAGUAUUUGAUGAGAAGAAUUGUAGGAGUGAUUUGAAUCACCAACUUCCUUGUCAGACACUUGACACGGCUAAAACAGGUAACUCAGAUUCGAUCGAGGUUCAGCCCGCUCUCUAAUAAUUAAACUAUCUAGGUGAACAACAAACUCCAUAGUCAUCAAGUUCUCCAACAUGCUUACUCAAGAGGCGGUUUGCAUACACCGAAGCUUUGUAUAUGAUGAUGACGAGGCUGAACGUAGGCAGCGCCAUGAUUGUAUACUAAAAUCAUGUAAUAUACGACUGUUUUCAGAUCUUAUGUCGAUCUGCAACUCAAGUUUUGUGGAAGUUGGAUUUUGUUAUGCAAAUGAACAAAUUCACCCCUUGUGUAAAAUUUGAUAUUUGCUUACUUCAUUUUGCUCCGCAUUAUAACAUUUUCUUAUUUUCGAUGA